AUCGUCUUGGCACAGAAACGCUUGUCUUAGAAUAGUUCGCGCGUGCGUAGUAGUGAAAUUCCGGGUGAAAGAAAUUACGGGGGACUAAGAGGAAAAGUGGAAAUAUUUAACAAAACUGAAAAAUGACGGAUUUCAAAGUUACCGAGAAACAAUUUACAGAUGCGAAGUCAACAUUCCAUCUGUACGUUAAGAAGGGAACCGAAGAAGUUGCCACGAAGGAUCUCGAUCAGUUAUUCAAGGCGAUGGCACUACAUAUAGAUGAUGAAAAACUCAAAGAUUGGGCUGAUGAAAUGGACGAAGACGCUGUUGGUAUGAUCACCUGGGAUAAAUUCAAAAUUCUGUUCGAACGUAAAUUGAAGGAAGAUGAAGAAGAAAAAGAAUUAAAAGAAGCUUUCCGUGUAUUGGACAGUCAAAAGAAAGGAGUCAUUCCCGUUUCCGACUUACGGUGGAUUUUAAAAAGUUUAGGUGAUGAUAUUACAGAAGAAGAAAUAGAAGACAUGAUAGCUGAAACAGAUACUGACGGGAGUGGCACAGUAGAUUAUGAAGAAUUCAAAAGCUUGAUGUCUUCAGAAUGAGCAUGCGCGAUGGACACCCAGGUUAAAUAUAGCUACAAUAAAUAUUAAUGCCAUUUCCACGAUCAUCGAGUGUUACUGAACUGAAGGUUGUCUGCAGAUCUUAAAAAAGGACAAUUUUGAGAUCGUGAAUCGCCUCUGAACUGACAUUUUGACCUCAUAUCAUACUUCCGCCCGCCAUAUUUGUCUGUGUUGUUAUUGUUACAGGAAGUUAUCAUAAAAUAGCCUGUCAAUAACCCUGAAACUGACAUCUAACAUCUAACACCCGGCUCGCUUAACCUGCACUGUCGCUAGAAAUAUGCCUGCGCUUCUUAGCAGCACUACAGUUUAUCAAAAGCACACUGCGCUCGCAAACUUUAAUACAAUUUCUACUAACAAGCAGAUGUUUUAGUAUUGCAAAACUAAUGUCCUAAACACUGUUCUUUUGUUUACAGAGUUUUAUACUUUGAUGAUGGGAUAAUCUACAUGCUCCAAGAGUUAAAAAAUAUGCCAAUGCUAUUUUCGUUCAUGUAUGGACAUAUUGGACUUUGGCUGAGGACGAUAGCUUUCCAGAGCGACAUUUUUUGUACCAUCUUUUUGGUUAAAUACUUACAUAUAAUUUUCAUGCAGAACCAUCUUUACUCGCUGCUCACCAGUUUAUGCAUGAUAAGAACUUAAAUCAAAUAUUAAGAAUUGUCAUCUUUGAUAAUUAUUUAACGAUAUUCCCUAUUUUCCUUGAUAACAUGUUUGAAAGCCUUCGGAAAACUUAUUAUUUCUUACUAUUUUUAUACUAAACUUUAGCAACAGGACGAAAAACUGCAUGCCCAUUUCUACGUUUGAGAAAUUCUAUUACUAAACAUAAUCAUGGUAACUGCUACUAAGACCAUUGAUACUUUUACACUAAGAAAAGUUUUCGUUAAUGUGGUACGAUCAGUUCUGUGCACGAUAAAUAACUUACUUUCCCCGUAGUCAAAUAUUUACAAAAAAGAAGAGAAAAAAAAAAAUAGAGUAUAAUAUGUUAAAUUAGGUUAUUUUUAUUAUUUGAGUUGCUGCAUGCCUCUUAUCAAAUUAAAUGCACAUUUUGGCAAGGAAUAGUUACACGCUACAGUGCUUGAUACAUAACGCUACAAUGUUACACUUUUACCUCGACACUUAAUCUUUAAAGAGAAACUGAAACACAGUUUAUAUAGAAAAAAUACGUGCUUUUAGGUAAAAUAAUAUUUUUCAUUAUAUUUAUUGAAUUGAAUCUGUUAUUUUUGGCACCUAAUAAAUAGGAUUUGUUAAAUUAAGUAAAAUUAACUAUCUGAUUAUCAAACUUAAGCACGAUAUUUUCUUGUAUGUUUUUUUGUAUACUGUCAUAAAUUAUGACCAGUUUUAGACAGAUCUGUGAUCUACCGCUGACUGCAUUUUAGCUUGUCUGUAAAAACGGUUAAUGCUUGUAUGGAAUUCUUCAGUAUACUCACUAAAAUUGAAACAUGAGCUUAGUUUGGAAAUUUAAGUUAGUUAAACUAAAAUCUGAAUGUAUUUCUUUAACCUCUUGAGUUUUUUGUGAGCUCGGUUAGAAUAACGACAGCACUGUAAAAUCAGAAAUAAAUAUUUUCCUUAAUGUUUCCUUGUCGUGCCCUUUUUAACAGCACUGAUUCAUAAUAAUAACUUCCUUAUAUAGUUGCAAUAAAUAAGAUUAGUUGAUGCUGCAUUUCAUUACAACGAUUCAUAAUUCAUGUCUGAAUAUCGUGUCUGACAAAUGCUAGAGUUAAGUCCCAGUGGCCUUGAAGGUUUAUAUGGUAUUAUGUGAAGAAUUGUUCCAGGCUGGCAUGACGGAAAAAAUGAGUUUUUAUUGUUACUUGUAAAUACACCCAUUUAUUAUUUCCAUAUCAUUUAAAUGCAAUUAUCUUUGAGAAAUAAACUGAUGUUUAAAUUUGA
Messenger RNA from Mercenaria mercenaria, 2474 nucleotides. RefSeq names its product troponin C-like. Gene Ontology annotation, cellular component: myosin II complex. Gene Ontology annotation, molecular function: calcium ion binding. Lineage: Eukaryota; Metazoa; Mollusca; Bivalvia; Venerida; Veneridae. The record is from RefSeq and is a predicted model, not a curated record. The transcript is spliced from 6 exons. Bases 123 to 575 code for a protein of 150 amino acids.